Messenger RNA from Panicum virgatum (switchgrass), 1104 nucleotides. RefSeq names its product 3-hexulose-6-phosphate isomerase-like. Lineage: Eukaryota; Viridiplantae; Streptophyta; Magnoliopsida; Poales; Poaceae. Gene Ontology annotation, molecular function: isomerase activity; carbohydrate derivative binding. The record is from RefSeq and is a predicted model, not a curated record. Gene Ontology annotation, biological process: carbohydrate derivative metabolic process. The transcript has a single exon. The coding region runs from base 172 to 789 and encodes 205 amino acids.
CAAUGUCAGUGAUUCUGCUAAAAAAAUAUCACUCUCAGAGGCUCGCCGAGUGCGGUCACCGCAUCCAAAACCAGAAGCCAGCGAACGCCGCUUGCUGCCACCAAAGGCCGUCACUCCGUCAGGUCGAGACUCUGCCACCAAAGCAUCGGAUAAGGGCACGGGGGGGUCCCCAUGAGCGGCAGCGACGCCGCGGCCUCCGCGCAGGCGGACGCCGCCGCCAUCUGCGCCCAGGUCGCCGCCGUCUUCUCCGCGCCCUCGGCGCACCCGCCAGCACGUUCCGUCCUGGUUUCCGAGCUCGCGGCCGCGGCGGCCCGGGGCGGGCGCGUGUUCGUGCACGGCGUCGGGCGGGAGGGGCUCAUGAUGCGCGCCCUCUGCAUGCGCCUCGCGCACCUGGGGCUCCCCGCGCACUGCGUCGGCGAUGUCACGGCGCCACCUGCCGGCGGGGGCGACCUCCUCGUGGCCUCAGCGGGGCCCGGCGCGUUCUCCACCGUCGACGCCAUCUGCGGCGUGGCGCGCGGCGCCGGCGCCCGCGUCCUGCUGCUCACGGCCCGCCCCGAGGGGGAAUUCCCGCGGCGCCAGGCGGACGUCGUGGCGCACCUCCCCGCGCAGACCAUGGCGGACGAGGAGGAGGCGGCGGCGGAGAGCGCGCCGUCGCGGGCGAAGCUGCCGAUGGGGAGCCUGUACGAGGGAGCCAUGUUCGUGCUGUUCGAGAUGGUGGUGCUGGAGCUCGCGCGCGUCUUGGGCCAGAGCCCGGCCCAGAUGAGGGCCCGCCACACGAACCUGGAGUAGUGUGUGUCCACUGUUCGGCCCAGCUCUGUCAUCUACUGUGCAGUGAUGAACUGAUGAUGCUAAAAAAACUACUGUGUAGUGAUGAACUGACUGAUGUUCAUCAUUUUUUUUUUUGAAGAAAGACUGAUGUUCAUCACCGUGUUGGUGGUUGAACGACAACAGUUACGAGCGAUUACCGAAUGAUAGUGUACAAUACUGGUUUAGACGUUCGUUAGCGUGUGCAAAGGCUAUACUCGUACACAUCGUUCUGUAAUGCAUUUUUUUUCUCGAAAAGAUUCUGUAAUGCAUUUUUGCAGUGCUGAAUUUGAUUUCGUC